GCAGAGGGAGCCGGAGAGGCCGCGUCGUUUCUGCGGGAUUACUUUUCUGGGGCCGCCCCUCAUUGGGCGGCGUGGUGCGCUGUAGACAACAAACUGUCAGGGGACCGGACCCUGUCCUCUGGGUGCUCCCACCCGCAAUCGGAAACCCAGGGGCCGACUUCCGGGCCAGUCCCCCCCACCCCCCCCGCAGAGGGCAGGGGGCUGGCCGCGGGGCUCGGAGGACUCGCAGCUGCUGCUCGGCCGCGGGGUCCGUCGCGGCCUUCGGGCCGUGUGGCACGGGCCACUGUCGCCUGGGUUUCCCAGCUCCGGGCACAGACACCCACGAGUGCUUCUUGAAUAUACGUGCGAAUCGGGAGUCGUGACGGAGCCCUGCAGGACCGCUGGGCGGCGGAGCUAUGGACAAGCGCCUGCGGGAGGCUCAGCUGUACAAGGAGGAAGGGAACCUGCGCUACCGGGAAGGGAAGUACCGAGAUGCUGUGAGUAGGUACCAUCGGGCUCUGCUUCAGCUGCGGGGUCUGGAUCCCAGCCUGCCCUCCCCGAUACCCGACCUGGGGCACGAGGGCCCGGCCCUCACGCCUGCACAGGAAAGCAUGCUGCACGCCACCCAGACAGACUGCUACAACAACCUGGCGGCCUGUCUCCUUCAGAUGGAGCCAGUAAACUAUGAACGGGUGAAAGAAUACAGUCAGAAGGUCCUGGAGCGACAGCCUGACAAUGCCAAGGCCCUGUACCGGGCCGGUGUAGCCUCCUUCCACCUGCAGGACUAUGGCCAAGCUCGGCACUACCUGCUGGCCGCCGCCAACAGGCAGCCCAAAGAUGCCAAUGUCCGGCGGUACCUCCAGCUGACACAGUCGGAGCUCAGCAGCUACCAUCAGAAAGAGAAGCAGCUCUACGUGGGCAUGUUUGGUUAACAGAGAAGAAUGUCGCUUCUCCACUUGAACUUUGGUGAAUGGUGAAUCAGUGAAGUCUCAUCCAGUGACAUCUGACCUCGCAGGAGACAGGAGCCCCACACCUCUGACCCAGGUGUCUUUCUUGUUUCUAGUUCUGCACAAACUCUUAACUACUUACACAGCCUGCCUUUUGUGUAUGUGUGUGUGUGUGUGUGUGUCUGUCUGUCCAUCUAUAUAUUUGUAUAGCUUUUAAUACAUGGCAUUUUUAUGGACAUUGGCCCUGAGAAUUACAACCAGAAUAUAUUCAUCACCUGUGUGUGGAAUUAAUCAUAUCGACAGCAUAGAUUCUAAUGAUGGAUGUUGUUGGGUGUAUUCAUACACAGAGGAGAAGUUUAGCAGAGGAUGAGGUAAUGACAGACAGAAAGGAGUUUCUUCCUUUGUUUUCUCAGAUGCCCAAAGCCAAAGUUAGGCCAGAAACUGAGCAGUGUAUUUCUUUUGUGAAACUAGACAAUUAUAAAUUGGGCCCACAUGUCUUAAAAUGAAUGGUUUCAAAGAAAGUGAAUUCCUUAUUUUUAAUAUUCCACAUCUAUUCAGAUUCUUCUUCCUCUUCAAAAAUAUCUGGCUCCUAUUGCGGAUAACGCUUUACAUCUCUUCCAUCUACUCCAACGCCUACCGAAUGCCGCUUCUGGUCAUUUGUAUUGUUUAUAUUCAGAUCAUUAGAGUAGACUUACUUAAUUUUUCAUUAAACUCUUCUAUUUUAAGAUCUCUGUAGUCAUGCACUUAAGUAUUUAUUUAAUAAUCCUUCUUACUCUCAUGCUACAAAAACACCCAAGUAAACAGUUUUGUUUUUA
This is a messenger RNA of Pipistrellus kuhlii (Kuhl's pipistrelle), 1741 nucleotides long. It is a transcript of the gene TTC9C, whose product is annotated as tetratricopeptide repeat domain 9C. The coding region runs from base 396 to 911 and encodes 171 amino acids. The record is from RefSeq and is a predicted model, not a curated record. Gene Ontology annotation, molecular function: protein binding. The transcript has 4 exons. NCBI's taxonomy places the organism in Eukaryota, Metazoa, Chordata, Mammalia, Chiroptera, Vespertilionidae.